AUUACGGAUAUUAAAUUGAUUAUUGGCGAUCGUAGCUUCUUAUGCCAUCGAGUCAUUUUAGCUGCACAUAGUGAAUAUUUUCGUACUAUGUUUACUAGUGAUUUUAAGGAAAAGGACAAAGCAGAAAUUAACUUAAUUGAGAUUGAUUGUAGCAUUGCAUCGAUCGUUAUUAAAUACAUUUAUGGUUAUGUGCUAAAGUUAACAUUAAUGAAAUUAUCGCAAGUUCAGGCAGUCUAUGCGCUAGCACUACAAUGGGCUAUCAAGGAAUUACAGGAACAAUGCCAUUGCUACUUUAUCACCAUCUUAAACGCUAGAAAUUGCUGUCAAUUAGCAACUUUUGCUGAUUAUCAUGCGCCAGAUUUACAUGAUGAAAUUCUAGCUUACAUCACUGACAAUUUCUUUAGAUGUAUCAAGACUAAAUCACUUCAGGAUCUCUCGUAUAAUUUACUUGUUAAAUUAAUACAAUGUGACUAUCUUAAUAUUAUCAAUGAAGAUCAGAUACUUGAAUCUCUUAAUAUUUGGAUAGAUUCAGAUACAUCCAGUAGGAAAAAAUUGAUAGUAUCUCUCUUAUGUCAUUUGCGUUUAGCAUACAUUUCGCCGGAAUCU
Trichoplax adhaerens is the source of this 606-nucleotide messenger RNA. RefSeq lists its product as uncharacterized. The record is from RefSeq and is a predicted model, not a curated record. The transcript has a single exon. Lineage: Eukaryota; Metazoa; Placozoa; Uniplacotomia; Trichoplacea; Trichoplacidae. Gene Ontology annotation, molecular function: protein binding. The annotation marks the transcript as partial.